This is a messenger RNA of Colletotrichum graminicola M1.001, 243 nucleotides long. RefSeq lists its product as uncharacterized. The record is from RefSeq and is a predicted model, not a curated record. The transcript has a single exon. NCBI's taxonomy places the organism in Eukaryota, Fungi, Ascomycota, Sordariomycetes, Glomerellales, Glomerellaceae. Bases 1 to 243 code for a protein of 80 amino acids.
AUGUGCUUUGGCGGAUCUAGACGCAAGACCUACGGCGGCGGCGGCGGCGGCAUGAUGGGCGGGCCCCGCCCCGCGGUUGUUCAGACCCACCACCACCACCACGGAGGUGGUAUGGGCGGCGGUAUGGGCGGCGGCGGAAUGAUGGGCGGUGGCAGAACCGGUCCCCGGUCUGGUUUCGGCGGCGGCUUCGGCAGACGCGGCAUGGGCGGUGGCGGCAUGAUGGGAGGACGCAGACGCUGCUGA